GCAGAUCUUUCCGAGGAGGAGUAUAAAAGCAGUGUAGGGUGGAGGGCGUGAUUUCACAUUGUUGAUCUGGUGGGUGGAGAGAGAGAAGGAAGGGUACCUGGGUUUCAGCUCUCUUCUUUCUACCUCGCAUAUUUUAACUAUUCAAUCCCUAACCCUAAUGGCCGCGUCUAGCUGCGCAAGGGCAUUUCCCUCCUUCGAGGCCCGUUCAGAUCCCGAUUUCUCCCGACCGGAGAUUCCUUCUACCGGAUGCGGCAGAAAGGCCAACUCUCCCGUUCUUCGGACUGCGCACGGCUUGUCUUCCCUGAUUUUUAAGUUUCCCCCCAAUUUCGUUCGUCAGCUGAGCACUAAGGCGCGGAGGAAUUGCAGCAACAUCGGCGUGGCUCAGGUGGUGGCCGCUUCGUGGUCGAACAACCAAGCCGCCUCGGGAUUCACUCCGGCGGCUAGUGCUGUCGAUGCGGCAGGCGCCGCCUUCCCGGUCCGAGCCGCCGCGCCAGCCGCCGUCGCGCCGGUUGAGGUUGAGACUGGCUUGGUGGAGGUGGCUGAGGAUGCGUCUUGUAAUGCCGAAAAUGUAAAGCUUGAGGGUUCGCCUUCUUUAGAAUACGCUUCUUUUUUGAGUUCCGAUGGCAGCGUUGCGAUUCAUGCUGGUGAAAGAUUGGGUCGCGGCAUUGUUACUGACGCAAUAACUACCCCUGUUGUCAAUACAUCGGCUUAUUUCUUCAAGAAAACUGCUGAUCUCAUUGAUUUUAAGGAAAAAAGACGUGCAAGUUUUGAAUAUGGGCGCUAUGGGAAUUACACUACUAUUGUUGCAGAACAGAAGAUAAGUGCACUGGAAGGGGCUGAAUCAACUAUUUUGAUGGCAUCUGGAAUGUGUGCUAGCACUGUCAUGUUGAUGGCAUUGGUCCCUGCUGGGGGGCAUUUAGUGACUACCACUGACUGCUAUAGGAAGACUCGGAUAUUCAUUGAGACUGUUCUUCCUAAAAUGGGGAUCACUGCAACAGUCAUUGAUCCUGCAGAUAUUGGAGGUCUGGAGUCUGCCUUAGAGAAUAACAAUGUGACACUUUUCUUUACGGAGUCCCCUACCAAUCCCUUUCUGAGAUGUGUUGACAUUGAGCAUGUAUCAAAGCUUUGUCAUGACAAAGGAGCCUUAGUGUGCAUAGAUGGGACGUUUGCAACUCCUCUUAACCAGAAGGCCCUGGCACUUGGUGCAGAUAUCGUUCUGCACUCUGCAACAAAAUUCAUUGGGGGCCACAAUGAUGUUCUUGCAGGAUCGAUCAGUGGCCCUGAGAAGUUGAUUUCAGUUGUUCGUAACUUGCACCAUAUUCUCGGCGGUGCUCUUAAUCCUAAUGCUGCAUAUCUGAUCAUCAGGGGCAUGAAGACGCUGCAUCUUCGUGUACAGCAACAAAACACAACAGCACAGAGGAUGGCCGAGAUUUUAGAGGCACAUCCCAAGGUUAGGCGUGUCUAUUACCCAGGCCUGGCAAGUCAUCCAGAACAUGAGCUUGCUAAGAGGCAAAUGAAUGGUUUUGGUGGUGUGGUUAGUUUUGAGGUUGAUGGAGACCUGCUGACCACCGCAAAAUUUGUUGAUGCUCUGAGAAUUCCAUACAUAGCCCCUUCCUUUGGAGGCUGUGAGAGCAUUGUUGAUCAACCGGCUAUAAUGUCUUACUGGGAUCUUUCCCAGUCGGAGCGGGCCAAGUAUGGAAUCAUGGACAACUUGGUUCGUUUCAGCUUUGGAGUUGAGGACUUUGAAGACUUGAAAGCUGACAUUCUUCAGGCUCUGGAGACGAUAUAGGCCGCCUCACCUGCUGGUUACUUUGUUUUUGUCUUUUUGUUUGUUGUCGUUAUGGGUCUUUUAUUGCCGUUUUAAUGAUAAAAAUUAACGUGUAUUUGAGGGGAGGAGCACAAAUUGGAUAGUCUAAGAUCAAUGUGUUGUUUUCUUGUGUUUUUAAUGGAUGGUGCCCCCUUUUGUCUCUCACAUCAAUAAUACCUUGAUAUAUUUUCAUCUGUUGCCUUUGUAU
Messenger RNA from Sesamum indicum (sesame), 2015 nucleotides. RefSeq names its product cystathionine gamma-synthase 1, chloroplastic-like. Gene Ontology annotation, cellular component: chloroplast. The record is from RefSeq and is a predicted model, not a curated record. Lineage: Eukaryota; Viridiplantae; Streptophyta; Magnoliopsida; Lamiales; Pedaliaceae. Gene Ontology annotation, biological process: transsulfuration. Gene Ontology annotation, molecular function: pyridoxal phosphate binding; cystathionine gamma-synthase activity.